GGAUUAUCGUUUCAUACUUUCUUCAAGACAAUUCAAGUUCAGUGCUAGCGAAGGACAAACAAUCAGCUCCCUGGGCUUGAAGAUGGUCAAGAAACGUAGACUGUCCUCAUCGUCCGAUGAAUUUGUGGCAUCAGACGGGUCGGCAAACGAUACGUAUCAACCAGUUCCCAACAGCUCAAGAAAACGUCAGGGUCCCAAGAAGUUAAAGCCUUCCUCCUCGCGAAGGCGUGCCACAAGGACUGCUGGUAAAGACGACGCGUCGGAUACCCCAGGGAACAUAGAUCCAGGUGUUGCAUAUCAGGCACUUCCACACGGGGUGUCUACACAUGCGAUAUCGGACGCGAAACCUCUGCGGAAAUCUCUAUUAGAAUGGUACGCAAACGUCCAUGAGACGCGUGGUAUGCCAUGGCGUAAACCAUACGACCCUGCGUUGGGACCUGAAGAGCGUUCCCAGAGAGCUUAUGAGGUAUGGAUAUCUGAAAUUAUGUUGCAGCAAACACAGGUUGCGACUGUUAUACCCUAUUACAAUGCAUGGAUGACCAAGUUUCCUACAAUUAGACAUUUGGCCGCCUCAGACAUUGACACGGUGAAUGGUCUGUGGAAGGGCCUUGGCUACUAUUCACGCGCUGCACGGCUGCUAAGCGGCGCGAAGAAGGUUGUAGAUGAACUCGGGGGUAGACUGCCGAACAAUGCCAAGGACAUGGAGUCUAAGAUACCAGGUGUCGGCCGCUACAGUGCGGGUGCAAUAUGCUCUAUCGCCUAUAAUGAAUGUGUUCCUGUGUUAGAUGGCAACGUGCACCGUCUUCUCAGUCGAGUCCUAGCCCUACAUGCUCCACCUAAAGCAAAGCAAAGCCUAGACAUACUAUGGGCCGGUGCCACCUCCAUGGUCGAAGGCUCUGACAGACCAGGUGAUCUUAAUCAAGCAUUGAUUGAGUUGGGAUCCACUGUUUGCAAAGUUCGUGAUCCUUCGUGCACGACGUGUCCCCUGCGUCAAUGGUGCCGAGCGCACACCUGUCAGAACGCCAACAAGAUAACGUCUGGCGCCAAUGACGUGCCCGAUAUUGAAGAACUAUGUUCCCUAUGUGAGCCUCUACCAUAUCCCGCGAAUGUGACAAGUUUUCCGAUGAAGGCGGAGCGUAAGAAAGCUCGCGAGGAGCUUGAUAUCGUAAACGUGAUAGAAUGGCGUCCAAGUGGCAAUUCCGACGAUAGAUGGUUCCUUCUCAUUAGACGACCGGAAGGAGGUCUUCUCGCAGGCCUUCACGAGUUCCCGACGGAGCCCGACGUACCAAUGACAAUAACUCCGACCGCUAUGAGCGUGAUACCAGCCGCGCUCUUAUCCAGUCUACUCAUAAAGCCGCCUCGGUCUGGCGUCGAGCGUGGUCACUCGUCCGACGAACGCUCAACGAUAUCCGUACCAUCGGUCGGACCCAGCGAGAACGACAAAAGUAGAAUUGUCAAGAUCAGGCCUGCAGGGGAUGUUGUUCACGUUUUCUCCCAUAUCAGGAAAACAUAUCGUGUUCAGUGGGUUCUUCUAGAAGGUGGGGAUUCAAGUCCACCGCCACUGGUCACCCCCAACCUUGAGGCAAAGGGCGAAAGUCUCCCAAAAAGUCGCUCGAAAGCCAGCAAGGCCAGCAAACAAAGCAAUAGCAGGGGAAAGAAUAAUAGCAUGCCUCAUGCAUCUUCUGCAACUGUGUCACAAGGUAUGUGGGUGUUGAUGGAUGACGUGCCUAGGGCAAAUAUUGGCACAGGCGUCAUGAAAGUCUGGAAGCAAGUCAGCACGCUCUGGGAUUGACAGCCGAUAAGAAACAUGUCGACCUCCCAACGGACCGUCAUUGGGGUACUUCUCUGUGCCACGGGGUGGAAAAGCGCACUACAUACACAAUGAUUGAGGUGUGUAGAUUAUGUCGUAAUAUCUGUCUAAGCAAAGUCAGCCGGAUCGUUUGUUCAUGAACUUUAGAUUAGACUUUUUUCAUAUUGGCUUUCCAUUUCUCAAUAGCAUUUCAGGUUCCCGCUAUUGUAUACCCCCAACUUGGCAAUAACAGUCCGAGUUUCGUCUUACGCGGUCUGCAGGAUCACACGGGCUUUGGAAUGUAUUUUCUCCCCCUUCUAGAUUCUUCAAGGGCCCCCCCUGAAAAUCUAACAUGCGGGCUGCCAGCACUCGGUCCGAAUGAAAACAAACAUCUGAUCGAGAUAC
Molecule: messenger RNA, 2194 nt
Organism: Somion occarium
Lineage: Eukaryota; Fungi; Basidiomycota; Agaricomycetes; Polyporales; Cerrenaceae
Source: the annotation of a GenBank genome assembly